Molecule: messenger RNA, 525 nt
Organism: Striga asiatica
Lineage: Eukaryota; Viridiplantae; Streptophyta; Magnoliopsida; Lamiales; Orobanchaceae
Source: the annotation of a GenBank genome assembly
AUGUUGAGACUCAAUAUGACGGUGGCGCCGACUGCGGGAGAAAGGAAUCAGACAGGGAGCAGAUCUCGUGACGUUGGCGACCGAUCCGAUAGCGAUGAGGAUGCAAACCUCCUGCCGGUGGUGCGUGGCAUAGGCGGAGAAGCUCUCAUGGAUCUGUUGGACACCUUCAUCACGUCGGUCCUUAUGGCGUUGGUGCUGUCACAGGUGAUGACCAUGGCGAUUUUUGGAAAUGUUCCGAGGGUCGAUGGCCAGCUGGCAAUGACGAGGGCUUUUGGAGACGAGAAGGUAAUGAAACACAUAACGGUCGAACCAGAUGUCACCAUCGAGAAAAUUGAUGAAGAUAUUGAAUAUGUCAUAUUGGCGAGUGAUGGCCUUUGGAAGGUGAAGGUAAUGUCAAGUGAAGAAGCUGUGGGUUGCAUUCAAGGGUUGAAAGAUGAGCAAGAAUCAGCCGAGAAGCUGAUUGAGGAGGCGCUUUCGAGGGAGAGCAAAGACUAUAUUUCAUGUGUUGUGGUCAUGUUUCAUUGA